Syzygium oleosum is the source of this 1051-nucleotide messenger RNA. RefSeq names its product probable carboxylesterase SOBER1-like. Gene Ontology annotation, molecular function: palmitoyl-(protein) hydrolase activity; carboxylic ester hydrolase activity. The transcript has 6 exons. Gene Ontology annotation, cellular component: cytoplasm. The record is from RefSeq and is a predicted model, not a curated record. Gene Ontology annotation, biological process: protein depalmitoylation. Bases 66 to 839 code for a protein of 257 amino acids. NCBI's taxonomy places the organism in Eukaryota, Viridiplantae, Streptophyta, Magnoliopsida, Myrtales, Myrtaceae.
AUGAAGCAGAUGGCUAUUAUCGUCCUUUCACACUCGACCUCCUCCUCCAUUCGCAGGAGAGGAAAAUGAUGGUGGCGAUGACCAGGCCAAUAACAGUAACGAAGCCCAUCGUCCUCGUCGCGCUCACCUCCGUCGCCACCGUCCUCUUCCUCUUCCUCUCCCGGCCAGACCCGCCUGCUCCGGAACCAACCUCUAUGGCGCGAAGCUUCGUGCUAUGGCUCCACGGGUUGGGCGAUUCGGGCCCUGCCAACGAGCCCAUCAAGACCCUCUUCACUUCUCCGGAGUUCAGGCUUACCAAGUGGUCCUUCCCUUCCGCUCCUGCCAAUCCGGUCACUUGCAAUUAUGGUGCUGUCAUGCCUUCAUGGUUUGAUAUUCAUGAGAUCCCUAUAACAGCUGAUUCUCCAAAAGAUGAGAACGGAGUGCUUCAAGCAGUAAAGAAUGUGCAUGCAAUGAUUGACAAGGAGAUAGCUGCUGGCAUAAGUCCCAAUAAUGUGUUUGUGUGCGGCUUUAGCCAAGGAGGUGCUUUGACCUUGGCAAGUGUUCUCCUGUACCCUAAAACUCUUGGAGGUGGUGCAGUAUUCAGUGGAUUUGUUCCUUUCAAUUCAUCCGUCCUCGAUCAAGUCUCGCCAGAUGCCAAAAGAACACCUAUCUCGUGGGCUCAUGGAAUUGAUGACAGAACGGUAUUAUUUGAAGCUGGGCAAGCGGGUCCACCAUUCCUUGCAAAAGCUGGUGUGAGUUGCGAGUUUAAGGCUUAUCCUGGUCUUGGCCAUUCUAUAAACAAUGAGGAGCUGCGUAAUUUGGAGUCAUGGAUUAGAGCUCGUCUUCAGAGUUCUUCAUAGAAUUAUUGGUAUGUGAUGAUCAAAGUGGCGUCCUUCCUGUAGAUUUGUGCUAUGCCACAUGUGCAAAUUGAUACAUGAAAAAUGUUCAAGAUGUGCACAUCAUAUGCUAAGCAUUCUUUCAAUAUGGUGUUGAAUUUGUUCUUAGGGAAAUAUUUUGGGAUGGUAUUAUUUCUUUUCUAUUUAUAACAAAAGCAAAGAACUGGACCAAGGGC